CUCUCAACUUCCGUUGCUUCAACUUUGCAGCAUAAAUCCACAAAAAAAACCUUUAAAAAGAACAAAAUGGAAAAUAAUAAAAUUUCAACUUAAAUUAAACUUAAUUUAACGAAUACCAAUUUAAAUCGGACAGUGCCACUUUUUAAAUGAAGGGUCACUUAUAACUUUGUUUACAGUCCCUUUAAAUAAAUGAUUAAACUGCUUUUUUGCACAGUCCCUUUAAAUAAAUUAAAUAAAUAAAAAAAAAAUAAACUGCUUGUUGUUCAGUCGACUUUAGAUGCUCUUUAUGGAAUUGGAAUGGUGGCUGGCCCGUCCCUUGGUGGUCUUUUAUAUACAUAUACAGGGUUUUCUUUGCCUUUCUGUUCCCUGGGUUUAUCUAUGGUAAUAUCAGGAUUACUGGUUGCUGUAUUCUGCUCCUGUAAGAAACAAAAUUCAGAAAAUACUUGUUCCGAAUGUAGCUGGAAAGAUAUCCUGGUAUGUUCUGGAAUACCUGAUUAUAUACUGGCCCUUCUAACUAUUGGAAAUGUAAACAAUUGGUUUUCUGCUUCCUUGGAACAACAUCUGUAUACGGCGUUUGGUUUGGUUCCUGCCGAAUCUGGAGGUAUAAUGAUGAUAUUUGCUCUGUUAUAUUCUCUAACCAGCCCUGUGGUGGGUGUACUGCUGGAUUACGGGUUCUCAACUAGUAAACUUCUUAUCCUUGGAGGAGUUUCCUCUUCAUUGGCUUGCUUCCUGCUGGGACCAAUUCCUGGAUUUGAAUUGCUACUUGAAACAGUGCCAGUCUGCGUUGUAUCCUUGGUCCUAAUAGGAGCAGGAGUAGCAAGUGCAUCUCUCUGUGGAUAUUUAGGAAUGCUGGAUUGUGCACGGAGAAUCGGAAGCUCAGAGGAUAUCUUGAAUAAGAUAACCUGUAUUUGGUUAAUGACCCUAUACCUGGGAGGAUUCUUAUCAGUUAUAUUCGGAGGAAUAUCAGCUGACGUUUACGGAUUUUCUUGCAGCUCAACCAUUCAAGGUUGCAUUACAGUAAUAGUUACCAUCUGGAUUUCUUGCAGAGCCUUUUACAGGCAGAUGUUUAAUACAAGUUCUGCAGAAAAAGAUGAUCAGCUUGAAACAGGGGAACCAUUUUUGUGAAAACUGUAAAAAAAAUAUACUUUUUUUUGGACUAAAA
Messenger RNA from Eurytemora carolleeae, 1162 nucleotides. RefSeq names its product MFS-type transporter SLC18B1. Bases 298 to 1125 code for a protein of 275 amino acids. NCBI's taxonomy places the organism in Eukaryota, Metazoa, Arthropoda, Copepoda, Calanoida, Temoridae. Gene Ontology annotation, biological process: transmembrane transport. The transcript is spliced from 9 exons. Gene Ontology annotation, molecular function: transmembrane transporter activity. The record is from RefSeq and is a predicted model, not a curated record.